UAUUUAUUGUUCCUUUCUUAGGUCUGUGAUAGAAGUGAACCCUCAGCUGUAAGAACAACUGAGAACAAAAAUGAAAUGCAGGAUGAAACAAAAGAUCUGAAGUUCAGUCUUGGAACUAAUGAGCAGAAGAGCCCACUUGAAGACAUGCCAUUUUCAGAGACUGACAUCAAUUUGGAGAUACCAUUUGCAGAACAGGCAGCUAAUCUCAAAGACAACUCAGUAGGCAAAAUGUGUAAGGAUGGAGGGGGCGAUACUCUUCGCACGAAUUUUAGACUGCCAAAGGACAAAACAGGAACCACGAAGAUUGGUGACCUGGCCCCUCAGGACAUGAAGAAAGUCUAUUCUUUAGCACUGAUUGAAUUGACUGCUCUCUAUGACGUACUUGGGACAGAAUUCAAGCAACAAAAAGCUGCAAAAAUCAAAACCAAAGGUGAGUUAUUGUUUCAUACACUGAAACAAAUGGGUUUUAAUCUAACAAAACAAAUGUAUCUGGUUAUUUAUGAUUUUCUAGCAUAAAAUUUGUAUUUAAUU
Molecule: messenger RNA, 531 nt
Organism: Meleagris gallopavo (turkey)
Lineage: Eukaryota; Metazoa; Chordata; Aves; Galliformes; Phasianidae
Source: RefSeq, a predicted model, not a curated record